AUGACUGCCCUCCGCGCGGCGGUCGCAGCGGAGGACGACGCUGCGGAGUGCCUCCGCCGCUGCGCGGCUGCCUGCGCGGCCGCGGCGCGGGCGGUGGCGCGGCUGCAGGAGGGCCCCGCGGCGCUCCGAGACGGCGUCGCGCGCGCCGCUGCGGCCCUCAGGCUGUUCAGCGGGAGCGGAGGGCAGAAGAGCAGCACCGAUCGCGGAAGGCCUGUGCCUGGGAGAUGGCCUGUGCGAUGGUGCGUGCGGGAGCCGCGGAGCCCGAGGCCAGGCCCCAGCAGCCAGAGCUCGGCGGUGAGUGCAAGCAGAGGCCGCAGUCGUGCGAGCCGCGGUGCAGAAACCGAGGGCUAG
Molecule: messenger RNA, 351 nt
Organism: Prorocentrum cordatum
Lineage: Eukaryota; Dinophyceae; Prorocentrales; Prorocentraceae
Source: the annotation of a GenBank genome assembly